AAGCGCCUGUGGAAUAAGACACUUAAGUGAUCCGGUGUACUGACGCGACACUUUGUUUGGACAAUUACAACAAUAUUUCUACUAUAACCUCAGAAAGUGUGGUUUUGUUCCGCAGCUCGGACUUUGUGGGGGAAAGGCUUUUUUAUUUCUGGCCGUGUGUAUAUUCCGCUGUUUGUGGCGCUCCGGUGAACCAGCUGAUCCGGGUGAAAUUCAACCUCCAGGACUUUUUUUUUUUUGGGCAACUAACUAAAAGAAAAGUGACCAUGGCAGAGACGUCGGCAACUCCAGCCAAAACCAAAAAGGCAUCCAAGCCCAAGAAACCUGCCUCUCAUCCCAAAUACAUAGACAUGAUCAAAGCGGCGAUCGUUAACGACGCCGGACGGAGCGGCGCGUCCCGUCAGUCCAUCCAGAAGUACGUGAAGAAGAACUACAAGGUGGGCGAAAACGUCGAUGUGCAGAUUAAACUGGCUCUGAGGAGGCUGGUUGCAUCUGGGAUGCUGCGCCAAAUCAAAGGUAUCGGCGCGUCCGGAUCCUUCAGGCUGGUUAAACCAGAGGACUCCAAAAAAACAAGCAAGCCAGCGGUGACAGCCAAACCAAAGAAGGCAGCGAAGCCCACCAGACCCAAGAAGGCGGCCAAACCCAAGAAGGCGGUCAAGACGCCGGAGAAGCCCAAGAAAGCAGCUGCAAAGAAAGUGAAAAAGGCCGUGAAAAAGGCGACACCAACGAAAGCAAAGAAGGCACCAGUUAAGAAAGCCAAGGCAGCCAAACCUAAGGCAAAACCAGUAAAGAAGGCAGCCAAGCCCAAGGCAAAACCAGUAAAGAAGGCAGCCAAAGCAGGAAAAAAGAAGUGAAAAGAGAAAAGGACAAUAUGAGAGAGACAAAGUCACUGUAAAUACUUAUGGAAAUGUUUUCGUAUAUGUAUUAUUUUUGUAAGGUCUCAUGCAAACUGUUUUUACCAGUAGUUUCCUCUCCAUUGCACUAUUGCCUCUAGAUGCUGUAGAAAUAAUCGUGAGCAUUUUUAUUUGGCGUUAAUAAUAAUUCAUUUCUGUCUGAUCCUUGGAUACAAAUAGACUAGUCUAGGGUCUUGCUGAAAAAGGAGUGGGGGAAAAAAAAGAUGUAUAUACCAGUUGAACUAUUGAAUAGUUAUUGUUACUGCACGUACUGAAAAUACAAAUGUGUCAAUGGUGGGCAUUGUGGAGCCUUUACAAUGUGCAGACCAUAGGCAGUGGUCGUCAGCAAGAUUUUCCUAAAGGCUCUAUAGUUGUCAUUCAAGCUCCAUUCUGUAUAUUUCCCCAUAAUAUACAAGCAUCUCACUGUGUUCGGUCACUUUUAAAGACUGUUUAUACUACAAUUCAAUAAACCUUUGUCAUCUUCUACUAAA
Larimichthys crocea (large yellow croaker) is the source of this 1381-nucleotide messenger RNA. RefSeq names its product H1.0 linker histone (gene h1-0). The record is from RefSeq and is a predicted model, not a curated record. Gene Ontology annotation, cellular component: nucleosome; nucleus. NCBI's taxonomy places the organism in Eukaryota, Metazoa, Chordata, Actinopteri, Sciaenidae. The transcript has a single exon. Gene Ontology annotation, biological process: negative regulation of DNA recombination; chromosome condensation; nucleosome assembly. The coding region runs from base 264 to 851 and encodes 195 amino acids. Gene Ontology annotation, molecular function: double-stranded DNA binding; nucleosomal DNA binding; structural constituent of chromatin.